Crotalus tigris (Tiger rattlesnake) is the source of this 1344-nucleotide messenger RNA. RefSeq names its product tRNA splicing endonuclease subunit 15 (gene TSEN15). Gene Ontology annotation, biological process: tRNA splicing, via endonucleolytic cleavage and ligation. Lineage: Eukaryota; Metazoa; Chordata; Lepidosauria; Squamata; Viperidae. Gene Ontology annotation, molecular function: nucleic acid binding. The transcript has 4 exons. The record is from RefSeq and is a predicted model, not a curated record. The coding region runs from base 33 to 506 and encodes 157 amino acids.
UUUUGUUGCAACACCAACCGGAACGAAGCUGAAUGACACGCGAAUUGGGAAUGGAAAAGUCGGAGAGUGAUUGCGGAGACGGCUCAAAGGAGGAGGAAGGUUCGGUUGCUGGAUGCUCCGGGUUUUUUGGUCGGGAGGAGGAAAUCCCAAAGCCCGGGAAAUGGGCCCUUCGAGAGGACUGGCUGGCAACUCAUCCUACGUUCACAAAAAUGAUGUCAUUGGAAGUGGCUGACAGCACAGGGGUAUAUGCUGCUUUCUUAGUUUAUCUGGACCUUCUAGAAGUUCGGAACUGGCAGGAGGUAUCCUUCACUGGGCUAGCAGAGUUCCAGCUGGUGUGCCUCCAUGGACGUGAGAAGGAAACCGAGCCUUUGCAGGUAGUGGUGCCAGCUCCUGCCCAGGUAUCAUUCAGCCAUGAGAGGCUAUUCUCUAUGCCCUCUACAUCUUGGCUCUACAACCUGGCAACCAAGGACAGCAAUCUACCAGACUGGGAUCAGAAGCCUCCUUAGAAAAGCCAAACGCAAGCAGCAGCUGCAGCAGAGUGGGUUUUUUGUUUGUUUGUUUUUUUCAUUUUCCAAAGGGAAAGGAUGCUUGCUUUCUUGUGAAAAAAGAACAAAGGUAUGCAGGGCUGGGAGAUAAUUUCCUGUGAGACUGAGGGCCAGAAGGAUGGCAAGGAACAUUCUGGUGAAUAGGAUCUUUGUAACUAAUUAUAUGCCUCAUGGCAACUGUUUGGUGGAUGGGAAAACUCAUCUAUGCUCCCCAUCAACUUUCUGUAAAAAUACUUGCAACAUAUUUUCAAAGGGCCACCAGGCCCCAAAAGGUUGAGAGCCUUCUGGCAAACUCCCCCUUUCCUCCUGAAUAUUGGUGUGCUGAAUUUCUUUUGUCUUCAUUCUUGUCUUUUUUGCUGUUGUCUUCAUUAUUAUAGUUGGUCUGAUUCCAAUGGGUAGUAUUGUAAUCAAACAAACUUGACGAUGAACAGGCACAAAAACAGCUAGGGAAGUGAUUGAAGCCUGGGAAAUAGGCCCUUCAUCAUCCAACAGGGAUGAUGAUUUACCACCAGCUUAUGAAAUACUUAGAAGACGACGGCUGGGCAGCACAAGCAAAUGACAGCUAACAGAAAAGCCUGCCAUAAAUACACCAAUCAGCAUCUAAAGAGCCAUAUACAACAGGUGCUAUUUAAAUACCAUACACAGAACAGUCCAAAGCACACACUCUAGAGAGAAGUUCUCUAAGGCAGGGCUUUUCAACCAGUGGUACAGGUACCACCUGUGGUACAUUGGCACCUGGCAGGUGGUACGCGACCAUCCUAGAAAAGUGGUAGCGGGGGAGGGAAAUGAGCUGAACUGG